AUGAUGCUUUUAACAGGCGCAGCUCUUGUUAUUGGAGCUCUGUCUUUCGCUCAUGUCGCUAGUGCUGAGCCUACAGUCGACCGGUUGGUUUCAAAGCGCUAUCUCGAGAAGAGAGGUUCUGGGUUUGCGAAUGGUGGCAAUCGGUUUAAUAGUGGCAAGGGGCCUAAUGGGAAACCGGUCAACAAGGCCAACUACGAACUAUCCUUCUACCAUCUAAACGAUGUUCACGCUCAUCUUGACGAGUUUCGUUCCAGCGGUUCUUCAUGUACAGACACCACAAAAGGCUGCGUCGGAGGAUACUCUAGGGUCAAGACUGUCAUCGAUUCGAAGAGAAAAACGAAAAAGAACUCCCUCUUCCUUAAUGCCGGCGACGAAUUUCAGGGAACGCUCUUCUAUACCUUGUUCAAGGGGGAGAAGAUAGCUCAGACCUUGAAUCAGCUUGGUUUUGACGCGAUGACCCUUGGAAAUCACGAAUUCGACGAUGGAGACGACCUUCUCGCAGCUUUCUUGCGCAACCUCACGUUCCCAGUUAUCUCUAGUAACAUUCAUUCAAAGAACCGGAAACUCGCAGCAGCUCUGACGCCGUUCAAAAUUUUCAACAAGCACAACCUGGCCUUGAUCGCUGUUACUACAGAAACCACCUCGACUAUCUCUAGUCCCAGCAAUCUAACCACGUUCGAGGACCCAGUGAUCGCCGCCAAGAACACGGUCAAAUUCAUCAAGAGGUACUAUCCUUAUAUCAACCGCAUUGUCGCGUUGACCCAUAUCGGAUACGACAAAGAUAUCGAGCUUGCGAAAUCGACCAGGGACAUCUCUUUGAUUAUUGGUGGACACUCGCAUACUUUGCUCGGAAAUAUGACUGGAGCACAAGGCGCGUACCCGACUAUCGCCACUAACCUGGACGGUGACGAGGUCUUCGUCGUCACGUCGUACCGAUGGGGAGAGUACCUUGGAUACAUCGACGUCGAGUAUGAUAGACGGGGAAAGAUUGUCUCCUAUGAGGGGGCACCUAUUCACUUGACAAACGCUACCGCUGAAUCGCCUAAGCUAAAGGCUCAGGUCAAGAAAUGGUCGGGCGCAUUUGCUGAUUAUGCUAACACAGUCCUCGGUUCCACAGAGUUUCCCCUCAUUCAGACUACAUGCCAGCUAGAAGAAUGCACCCUGGGAUCUUUUACUGCUGACUCGAUGGAGGACUACCGCCCCACUGUCGACGGCGCGAUCAUCAACGCCGGUGGCAUCCGCGCUGAAAUCGACGCGGGAAACAUCACCCUGCAACAAGCACUCGAAUGCUUCCCCUUUGGAAACAGUAUCGCUGAGCUCGAUUUCACCGGGGCGCAGCUGUGGGAUAUCUUCGAGGGCAUCGUGUCGAAGAAGAACCUUGUUACCGACGCUCCGGUGACCAGCUUUGUGCAGAUUUCAAGGAGCAUCCGGUUCACAUACAACCCUGCCAAUCCCGUUGGGAGCCGUCUCAUCACCUUGAGCAUCAAAGGCCAACCUAUUGUCCUCACCAAGACGUACAGAAUCAGCACACUGGACUACCUUGCGACUGGAGGUGACAAUUUCUGGGCUGCACGCACGGAUUUUGUCUCCCUCGACACUAUGGACGAGGUGUGGGCGGAUUAUGUGAGGGCCGUUACGCCCAUCUCAUACAAGGUCGAUGGCCGAAUCGCGACGACCACUGAGACGGUUCCCCAGAAAGGGGUUUAA
Molecule: messenger RNA, 1707 nt
Organism: Psilocybe cubensis
Lineage: Eukaryota; Fungi; Basidiomycota; Agaricomycetes; Agaricales; Agrocybaceae
Exons: 4
Coding region: 1-1707 (568 amino acids)
Biological process (GO): nucleotide catabolic process
Molecular function (GO): nucleotide binding; metal ion binding; hydrolase activity, acting on ester bonds
Source: RefSeq, a predicted model, not a curated record